Molecule: messenger RNA, 180 nt
Organism: Histoplasma mississippiense
Lineage: Eukaryota; Fungi; Ascomycota; Eurotiomycetes; Onygenales; Ajellomycetaceae
Exons: 2
Coding region: 1-180 (59 amino acids)
Source: RefSeq, a predicted model, not a curated record
AUGACUGACAACAUGGCCCUUUCAGUGCUACCUUCAUUCUCCAAGUGCAUCCGUAGGAUGUCUCGAUCUUCCUCGGGUUCCAGCGCACUUUCCGAGACGACAAAGUUCGAGACGGAACGGCUUUCUGGCAGAAUUACGGGAACAGGCUGGAUUGUUCAACUUCUCAUACAAAUCGGUUGA